Molecule: messenger RNA, 2349 nt
Organism: Coffea eugenioides
Lineage: Eukaryota; Viridiplantae; Streptophyta; Magnoliopsida; Gentianales; Rubiaceae
Product: beta-galactosidase 13-like
Exons: 17
Coding region: 1-2349 (782 amino acids)
Biological process (GO): carbohydrate metabolic process
Cellular component (GO): cell wall; vacuole
Molecular function (GO): beta-galactosidase activity; carbohydrate binding
Source: RefSeq, a predicted model, not a curated record
AUGUGGCCGGAGCUCAUACAAAGGGCUAAAGAAGGAGGUUUAAACGUAAUCCAGACCUAUGUAUUCUGGAAUCUCCACGAGCCUGUUCAGGGCCAGUUCAUUUUUGAUGGCAACAAUGAUAUUGUCAAAUUCAUUAAAAUGAUCGGGGAGCAAGGCCUGUACGUGACUCUCAGAGUUGGACCUUAUAUUGAGGCCGAAUGGAAUGCAGGAGGAUUUCCGUAUUGGUUGAGAGAGGUCCCAAACAUCACAUUCCGCUCUUACAAUGAACCAUUCAUGCACCACAUGCAAAGAUAUACUGAUACCAUCAUCGAUUUGAUGAAAAAGAAUAAGUUAUUUGCACCUCAGGGUGGUCCUAUCAUUAUGGCUCAGAUUGAGAACGAAUACAACAACGUCCAACUUGCAUAUAGGGAUCUGGGCAAGAAAUAUGUCGACUGGGCAGCAAAUAUGGCUGUGAGUCUGUAUGAUCAAGUCCCAUGGGUCAUGUGCAAACAGAAGGAUGCCCCUCCGACAGUGAUUAGUACCUGCAACGGAAGGCAUUGCGGAGAGACAUUCCGUGGUUCAAAUGGUCCAAAUAAGCCUACCCUCUGGACCGAGAACUGGACCGCUCAGUACAGGACAUUUGGUGAUCCUCCAGCACAAAGAGCAGCAGAAGAUAUUGCCUUUGCUGUAGCUCUCUUCUUUGCCAGGAAUGGAACCCUUAACAAUUACUACAUGUACCACGGCGGAACAAAUUUUGGUCGAACAAGCUCUUCCUUUGUGACAACUCGCUACUAUGAUGAGGCUCCUUUGGAUGAAUUCGGCUUGCCGAGGGAACCCAAAUUCGGUCACCUCAGAGACUUGCACAGGGCCUUAAGAUUGUCCAAAAAGGCUUUGCUUUGGGGCACUCCAAGCGUACAGCAGAUUGAUCAGGACUUACAGGUCAUAACAUACGAGAAUCCCAAUGUUCAGAAUGUUUGUGCUGCUUUCUUGAUUAACAAUCGUACAACAACUCCAGCCACGAUAAGUUUUAGGGGUGUGGAUUACUAUUUGCCUGCAAAAUCCAUUAGCAUCCUGCCAGACUGCAAGACUGUAGUUUACAACACUGUAACGAUUGCGUCACAACACAACUCAAGAAACUUCGAAGAAUCAAGCAAGGUGGGAGUUCUUGACUGGGAAUUUUUUUCAGAAAGCAUCCCAAGCAUGGACCAGUUGUCACAGGAGAGCAAGGCACCAUUGGAGCUGUACAGUCUGACAAAGGAUACUUCAGAUUAUGCCUGGUACCGCACCAGCAUCCAUUUUGACAAACGCGAUUUACCAAUGAAGGCUGGAGUUAUCCCAGUCCUCCAGGUUUUGAGUCUUGGUCACGCAUUGCUUGCUUAUGUGAAUGGAGAGUACAUAGGAUUCCAACAUGGAAACAACAUCGAGAAGAGCUUUGUAUUCCAGAAACCUAUUAGCUUGAAACCUGGUGUUAACGAGAUUUCAUUGUUGGGAAUGACUGUUGGAUUUCCGAAUAGCGGAGCCUACAUGGAGAAGAGGUUUGCUGGACCACGAGUUGUGACACUCCAAGGUUUGAUGUCUGGUACACUUGACAUCACAAUGAACAAUUGGAAGCACCAGGUUGGCUUAAAUGGCGAAAGGCUCCAAUAUUUCACUGAAGAAGGCUCAAGCAAAGUGGGCUGGAAGAAGUUAAACGCAGCAGGAAACUUAGGCGGGGUAAAUGCUCCCCUUACAUGGUACAAGACAUAUUUUGAUGCCCCAGAGGGCAAUGGUCCAGUUGCCAUCCAAAUGGAUAAAAUGGCCAAGGGGAUGAUCUGGGUCAACGGCAGAAACAUCGGUCGCUAUUGGGUAUCUUUCCUCUCUCCCCUGGGGCAACCUACUCAAUCUGAGUACCAUAUUCCAAGAGCUUUCUUGAAGCAAACUAAGAAUCUCCUAGUUGUUCUUGAGGAAACCGGAGGAGAUCCAAGAGAAAUCAAGCUCGUAACAGUCAACAGAGAUACCAUUUGCAGCUUCAUCACCGAAUAUCACCCACCCCAAGUGAAAUCAUGGGUAAGGACUGGAGACCAAAUGCGCGCAGUUGUGGAGAAUAUCACAUCAGGAGCUCAUCUAAACUGUCCUGGCAACCAAGUAAUCAAAGCAAUUGAAUUUGCAAGCUUUGGUGAUCCUUAUGGAGUCUGUGGAACAUUUGCCAUUGGAGAAUGCAAUGCGCCAAAUGCCCUCCAAAUUGCUGAACAGUAUUGCAAAGGGAAGAAGGAGUGCACAAUUCCAAUGGAUAAAGGACUUUUCUUUGGGGCCAACGACGCUUGCCCACAAAUUGCAAAAACAUUGGCAGUGCAGGCCAGGUGUGGCAACCCAGGGAAUAACUCUUCUUAA